This is a messenger RNA of Mya arenaria, 2173 nucleotides long. RefSeq names its product acetylcholine receptor subunit beta-type unc-29-like. Gene Ontology annotation, biological process: monoatomic ion transmembrane transport; signal transduction; regulation of membrane potential. Lineage: Eukaryota; Metazoa; Mollusca; Bivalvia; Myida; Myidae. Gene Ontology annotation, molecular function: neurotransmitter receptor activity; transmembrane signaling receptor activity; extracellular ligand-gated monoatomic ion channel activity. The record is from RefSeq and is a predicted model, not a curated record. Bases 18 to 1304 code for a protein of 428 amino acids. The transcript is spliced from 3 exons. Gene Ontology annotation, cellular component: synapse; membrane; neuron projection.
UGUGCUCAUAGCUCAAAAUGAAGAUGUCAGUUUUGUGCGCAAUACUGGUACCACUUCUAGCUAUGGUGGGCUUAACUCAUCAGAUGGACGCGGACAUACAGACGAUGAAACAGCUGUACAAAAACACCCUUGACGGCUACGACACGAGAAUCCGACCCAUUAACAACCAGUCCGCGGCGGUUUUCAUCAACACCAAGUUCACUCCUCAGAGCCUGCUGGAGUUUGACACCUCGGAACAGAAGUUUUCGAUGCUGGGCUACUUCAAGAUAAACUGGGUAGAUGAAGUUGUGCGCUGGGAUCCAACCACCUUCGGGGAAACCAAGGAAAUCAAGGUGCCCAUUAAUGAGAUGUGGAAGCCCAGCCUCAUCAUCCUCAAGGCGUACGACGGUCAUGGAGUGGUGGGGACCAGCACGGAUCUGGCCAAGGUCCUGCACAACGGCUUCGUCCACUGGGAACCGGAGGGCAUCUACAGCGUCGUGUGCAACGUGGACAUUCAGUACUACCCAUUCGACGAACAGGUAUGCGUCAUAACAUACUACGUUUCUGACGAGACAAUCAGGACGGUGGUGCUUGAUCACUACCUGAACGUGGACAUGAGCGAAUAUUCGGAGAACUCCGCCUGGACCAUCGCUAGCACUAGGAGGAGCAGGUACCUAAUGUACAACACGUACCACAUCGACAUCGAGUUCCGGCUUCAGCGACGCGCCAACUUUACAACGUUUACUCUUAUCAUGCCCCUUCUCAUGUUGGCCUUCCUCAACAUCUGCAUUUUCCUGGUGCCGAUCGGAUCUGGAGAGAAAGGGUCCUUCUCGAUCACGAUUUUCCUGUCGUACGGUAUCUUCGUGACCAUCAUCAGCGACACGUUGCCCCACAACUCGCUCCAGGUAUCGUUCUUUGUCCUGUUUAUCGUCAUCCUUCUCAUCCUCAGUGUCAUUUCCGUCUUCUACACCAUCAUCCAGGCGAAAAUCGUAGCGGCCGUCGGGGACAAAGAAUGCCCUUGGACAAUCUUCAAACCAGGCCGGCGGGCAAAAGGACCGGAUGAGGUUGAACGGAUAAAGGACAACAAGGAGAAGGAAGCCUUUGAGACGUUGCCAGAACAAGAGGAGGAGGAGGAGGUGUACACGUGGUCAAUGUUCCUGGAGAAGCUUGACAUCGUAUUGUUUGUCCUCUUCUUCAUCGUGAUUAUCACCACCACGGCCGUCUUCUUCUGGAUGCUGCUUCGCCAUGCCUCUCGCGAUAAUCCCGAGCCCGAGGACCCGUCUCCGACCCUCGCAUACCCGACAACCACCACAGCUACAAUGUAAAACGCUGUCAGUGGACCCUACCCGACAGCUGCCUGCUUAACAAUCUGUACCCUACAAAUAAAUAAAGAAUAACUACUGUGUACUGGAAACGCAGUACCUGGCGUCGAAAACUUAUUCACACUUAACAUAAACAUAAAGCGAUCAAGAUAACGAAAAUAAAACUUAAUUUACCGAAAUGAACUUCUAUUCCUGCCGUAUGAAUGUUUAUAAUCAUAAGUAUUUAUUGUCAACCAAAAUGGGCGGAAAAUUUACCUAUAUCGCAACCAUGGCAGUUGUUUGUACAUGUGCUAUAAUGACCACCGUGAAUUUAAAAAAAUAUAUAUAUUCUUCUUUUCCUUGUACAAUUGUUUUGUAUGUACUUGUUUAUUAAUAUUUCGUGUUUAUGUCUACGUUUUUAAACUGUUUGUCUUGUUGUAUAAUGCUACUUUUAACUAAGUGAUACAUUCUGAGUAAUUGUAUUUAAACAAAUUGUCUGUUGAAGAGCACUGUUAUUUUGGCUAUGAUAAGACAUUCAUUGAUGAUAAGCCAUUCAUUGAGCAAAAUAUUAGCAAGAACAACAAGGGGGACGACUCAAAUUGACACUAUUUUUCACUGUCCAAAAACUGGUAACAAAAUUGAGGGAUUUUAGUGGGUUUCAUUUACGCCAUUUUAAGGUGUUAAAACAUUAGUUUGAAGCAAAACAAAUGACUGAUGGUUAAAGUUCAUACUUUGAUCUUGUGGUGCACGCUCAAAUAAAAAAAAAUGCAAAAAAUACUGGAAAAUUAUUGUUUUGAAAAUUUUAGAUUUUUAACAAAAUGGGUUAAAGAUUCUGCACCAAUGCAAAAAUAUAAUAGAAGUAUAGUUUAAUACCCAUUCUUUAACGAAAUGCA